Cucurbita pepo subsp. pepo (vegetable marrow) is the source of this 2143-nucleotide messenger RNA. NCBI's taxonomy places the organism in Eukaryota, Viridiplantae, Streptophyta, Magnoliopsida, Cucurbitales, Cucurbitaceae. The record is from RefSeq and is a predicted model, not a curated record.
UUUCUAUGGCGAACUGCAAUUCUGUCCGUCUAAAUUCGUCCUUACAAAUUGGGACAAAUGUUUAUGGUUUCAUCUUCCCGUUUCUCAAUCUCCACCGGCCGGCCUUUCCACUGUUCCAUUUCUCAGUGACCGGAGAUGGCGACCGGUCUCUCUAUCUAUGUUCCAUCCUUCAAUACCGGCACUAAUUUAUCUUCCAAGUGUCAACUGCUGCGCAGAAACGCCAAUUGUCAAGUCCGUUUUCGUUAUUUUCGGAAAGCGUCGUUCCAGAAGAAUCUUACUACUUCUUCCUUGAAGAGUCCGCCGGAAGAACCGAAGUCAACAGCCUCGUCCGAGCAGCUCCGUCGAAACGGACCGGGCAAGAAGUCGUCCAACUCUUUGUUGUCUGCGUCUGUCUCAGUUCCACUUCUAAAUCGUUUUAGAGAUGCGGUUUUUAAGUUUGAUAAACUUGCGCUGGACAUAUUGGCGAUUGCAUUGCCUGCUGCACUGGCUUUGGCUGCUGAUCCAAUUGCAUCAUUGAUUGACACGGCUUUUGUUGGUCAUAUAGGAUCUACUGAACUGGCUGCAGUUGGGGUAUCAGCUUCAGUAUUCAAUUUGGUGUCGAAGUUAUUCAAUGUUCCUUUACUCAAUAUCACUACUUCAUUUGUUGCUGAAGAGCAGGCCUUGAUUCAUACAAACGAGAAAAACACUGCUCAAAUAAAUAUUGAUGGCAUAGAAGAGAAUCAAGGGAAAAAGCUCCUUUCCUCUGUAUCCACUUCUUUGGCACUUGCUGCUGGUCUUGGAAUUGCUGAAGCUGUUAUGCUGUCUCUUGGUUCAGGGUCUCUUAUGGAUAUCAUGGGUAUACCUGUUGGUUCAUCAAUGCGUGCACCUGCGGAGCAAUUUUUGUCUCUGAGGGCAUUUGGUGCUCCCCCUAUUGUAAUUGCACUUGCUGCACAAGGCACCUUUCGUGGAUUUAAGGAUACAAAAACGCCAUUGUAUGCUACUGCUGCUGGCAAUUUACUCAAUGCAGUACUGGAUCCAUUGUUGAUAUUUUUUUGUGGUUUUGGCAUUGGAGGUGCUGCAAUAGCGACAGUGAUAUCUGAGUAUCUAAUCGCAUUCGUUCUUCUGUGGAGAUUAAACGGAGAAAUAUCUUUUACUCUUUCAAGCAUUGAUGGUGGUAGAAUUGCACGCUAUCUCAAAUCUGGUGGCCUCUUAAUGGGCCGGACAUUAGCCGUCCUUGUAACCCUGACUCUAGCCACAUCCAUGGCGGCUAGAGAGGGCACUGUAUCCAUGGCCGGUUAUCAAAUUUGUGUACAAAUAUGGUUGGCCAUAUCUUUGCUUACUGAUGCUUUAGCACUUGCUGGUCAGGCAUUAUUAGCAAGUAGCUACACCCUACAAGACUACGAACAUUCGCGUCAAGUGAUUUAUAGAACUUUACAGAUUGGUUUGAUAUCAGGGAUUUCUUUGUCUAUUAUCUUGUUCCUGGGAUUUGGCGCAUUUUCUGGUUUAUUCAGUGCCGAUGCAGAAGUCCUGGAAAUUGCACGAUCUGGGUUAUGGUUUGUUGCUGGGUCGCAACCAGUGAAUGCUCUAGCUUUUGUUGUAGAUGGGCUCUACUAUGGAGUUUCAGACUUCGGAUAUGCAGCCUACUCCAUGGUGCUUGUUGGACUGAUUUCUUCUCUCUACCUGCUUGUGGUCACUCCCGCAUUCGGUCUACCUGGGGUUUGGAGUGGAUUGUUUCUGUUCAUGAUGUUGCGUUUAAUAGCCGGAAUCUGGAGAUUGGGCACGAAGAGUGGGCCAUGGGAGAUGGUUUUCAAUGAUCUCGACGAAAAAAGUGACUGAAACUUAAAAGCUUCAAGCUUCUUGAACUUCGUAAAGCUCCCUCAUCCCAUUUAAAGUGUUGAAUACCACGAGGAUUUGGAUAUGUUCCCUAGCUUUACUAAAGCUCCUCUUAAUCUGCUGCCUGUUACUGACAUCACAGCUUUCUAUCUAUUAACCAGAGCUGGCCCCCCUUCAAUGCAACAGCCAACAGUUCCAGAGCAUGUCAGACAGUCCGCCGCAAUAUUCACCGAUCUCAAUCACACCAUCAAAAUUGAAAUGGAGGGGUGCACACAAGAACAGGCGUCUGCAAAUAGGAGAAGAAAUGAAACUACUAUGUACGCUCAAAAAA